Paramecium sonneborni is the source of this 1710-nucleotide messenger RNA. The record is from the annotation of a GenBank genome assembly. NCBI's taxonomy places the organism in Eukaryota, Ciliophora, Oligohymenophorea, Peniculida, Parameciidae.
AUGGAUAGUGCUCGAAAAAAUGCAUCAAAAAGGGCUGCUUUAGUCUAAAAAUUAGAUAUGCUUGAUAAAUCUGUUCUUCAUAAUUGUUAUUAUCAAGAACUCUAAAAGACAUAUUUAAAAAAAAGCACUGAAAAAGAACAAAAAGGAAUAUAAAUAGAGGUUGUUUAAGAGUAAGAUGAAUUAAGUAUAGCUCAAAGAAGAGUGAAUCAAUUAGUGAAUUUGAAUAGAUAACUUGAUGAUUAAAUUCAAAAAAAUGAUUUAUUGUAACAAUAAAAAAUAAUGGAGGAUAUGAAUUCAAUUAUAAAUAGUUAACUUGAUCAUUUUAUUAAUCAAUAAGCAGAUAGAAAUUAAAUAUUAAAUCGAUUAUAGAGUGAUUUUAAUGCAAAUCAUCAAAGUAUGUAAAUAUUGGAGGGAGAAUAUUUGAUUACAGAAUUCAAAAAAAUAAAUUAAAUGGAUUAAUAAAUUUAUUAAUAAUAAUCAUAGGAAUAUGCAGAUAUAUAUAAAAUAUAAUAUUAAAUAUAGGAGGAAUUGAAAGUAGUAAAUGUAGAACUUGAGAAAUAUUAAAAAUUAAAUCAAACAAAUAAUUUAUAAAAUUAUGUGCUAUAAGGUCAAGCCAAAAAUAAAUAGUUUAGUUUAUAAUUGAUUUAGGAGCAAUAUUAUUGUCAAAAAAAGAAAAUUAGAUCAUUUUGUAUAUUUUAUAAUAAAACUAAUGAAUGUGAUUAAACUUACUAACCAUAUUUCAAAGUCAAGAACUAAAAAUAGUUGUCAUUUGAAACUAAUGAAUAAUUAAAUAAUGAAAAUACUUCAAUUAAUUUAUGGUCGAGUUCAAAAUAAAAAGUUAAGAAGAUUAACCCAUAUCGUUGUCAGUUUUAUAAAUUUGAUUAAAUAUUUUCAAGAAAAGAAAAUUCAAGGGCUAAUUAAUAUGAAUAAUUAUUUAAUUAAUUAGAAUUAUUUAUUAAAGGUACACUUUAUAAAUAAAUUGAUUUAAUUUUGAAGAGUUAUGCUUUUAAUAGCCAAGAAUAUCAUUUAAUAUAUAAUUAAGAUUUAAUUGAAAAUGUUGAGAAACUUAGAAAAUUAUGUGAUAAAGAAAAGCCAGAUAGUUGCAAUGUAAAAAUAGAAUAUAUUUUAGAAAUUGAUAGUAAUGCUUUGUGAUAAAAAUAGAGGAUUAAUAGUUAAUUUAGUAAGUGAUAUAGCGAAGAUCCUUUCUCAUUUUAAUAAUUAAUUGAUUGAAGUGAAUAGUUUGAUAUUAACUCUAACAAAAUUUUAGAUAAAAGAUUAAUAUAGUGAAGACAUUUUAGAAUGCAAUGCAUAAAAUAUAGAAAUGAUGUUAGAUUGUUUAAGUAAUAAGGAGAUUUUUAAAACAAGUUAAUUUCACUUAAAAAUUGAGAUUAAUUUAAAUAAUAAUGCUAAAAGAGUUUUACAUAUAUUAAUGUUAGCUCCUCUUUUAAUAGAAAAUAAUGAAUUGUUUUGUAAACAGUUUAAAAGUAUUUUUAAAAAAGAAAAAGCUUUUAAAGAAUAAAUAGGUUCUAGAAUUGAAGGAAUUGUAAAAGUAAUAAUUAUAAGUUUAAACAAUAGAAUACUGAUAAAAUUAUAAUAAUAACACAAAUACCAGAAAUGAUUAGAACUAAAGAUAAUUCAUUAAAAAAGAUUUCAAUAGUAUAAAACAUUAUCAAUUUUUAAUCAUUAUUGGUAUUUAAAUAAGAAAAUUGA